UAACAGUUUACAUUUGUGUGGCUUCUCACUCUACAGCAUGCAGAGAUCAGAGAGAUUAAGCAUUAAGCUUUAAGUACAGCAGGAGAUUUGAGAUUUAUGACUUAAGAGUCCAUAAAAGAGCUAUAUAAGCCUGAACCAUUGACAUGAUCUGCACACAGGGGACAGACCACAAAGGUAUGUGCAAUUUUUGCAUAGAAAAUUAUGUAAUGUAUUGGUAGUGGUACAUACUGGUCAUAGUAAUCAAGUAUCUCAUGCUAGACUGCAGUUUUAAUUAUAGGUAUCAGAACAGUUGCCAACUUAAAUAUCUCAAUGCAAUGUAUAAGUCAUAGAAGCAAGUACAAGAACUAUGCAAGUAAUAAAUAAAACAUACGAGUCAGUAGAAAUGCUAGUGAAAAAGUGCUAUAAAGUAGUCAGUCAAACAAAUGAUGCAGGCAUGAUACCUAAUAAUACACACAAAUAACAAUAAUAGAGUAUGAUGAAUUAAUACAAAGCAAUGUUGAAUACAAUAGUACAUGCUGCUAAAUUUGGAAAAACACUAAUCAUAUAUUCUUUAUAGAUGAAGCUGUUUGCUGUCAUCACCCUUCUUCAGCUGGGGGCUUUCUGUGCACUUGCCACAGAACCACAAAUCAACCUAAAAGAGAUAGUAGAGAAAAGUGUAAAUACUAAAAAAGCACCUCUUUUGAACCCAAUCCUUGAGGGUAAAGUCCCACCUCUUAUAAACAAUGAUCCAGUUGAUGGCCCACUUGCACCUCCAGAGCUUGAGGAAUCACUGAGCUUUUCAAAUCUAUUUGGUGAAAAUGUCAAUCUAAACUGGAUGAAGUGGGAUGGCUCCCUUCCCCAAGGUGCAGUUGGCAUUUAUAAUGGGUACACAAAGCGUUCUGAUUACAUCUGCAAAUACAACUGUGAAGCAGGUUUUUAUACUCCCAGCAAAGGUCCAUACUGCAACUACCCCUAUGGUGACAGAGAAUUCCAUGCCCCUGAAUUUGAAGUUUUAGUCAAUGUAGACAACUUUGAGUUUGUGGAGUGGAAGGAAGGUUCAUAUGGUUCUGUGCCAAAUCAUGCCAUUAGAACCUGUGGAGGUGUUGGCAUUUUCGUUGGUAAGAACAAGUAUGGGCUUGGUAAGGUAGUACCUCAGUUUGAAGCCUUCUUCCUGCCAUGGGAGGGUGAUGAGUACUGGUACAAGAAAUAUGAAGUUCUGGCCAUCAAUCGCGAUGUCUACACUCAACAUAUCUCCCAUGUUGAGUAUGGUAUUAAUGAAGUGGAGCUCUUCCACUACCCACCAGAGACCAUGAGGAUCUCCAGUGUUACCAACAAUGACUGCCAGACAAUAACUAAGACAGUGACUAUCACCAAGACCUCAGAAGUAGAAAGAACCUGGAACAUAGGCCGUACCACCAUGCUUGGUGUUACAGCAGGAAUCACUGCCAAGAUACCUCUGAUUGGCAGUGGUGGAGUGGAGUUUACCGCAGAGAAGUCCUUGGAGUUCAACCGUGGCACUACCCUAGUAGAAGCUCUCAGUCAUGAAGUGUCAGUUCAACUAACAGUGCCACCCAAUCACUCUUGCACUGCGCGCAUGGAGGGCCGCAAGAUGACUGCUGACAUCCCCUUCAAAGCAAAGCUCACCCGAACAUACGCCAAUGGAGAGACCCAAUGGACCUCCAUCAAUGGUGUCUAUGAUGGCAUACAGAUAGGAGAGGUCAGAGCAGUGGUGGACCGCUGUGAGCCUAUUCCGGAUGCUAAGCCAUGUCCAUCAGCUGCAUAGUACAAUGAUAACCAGGAGCCAGUAACCAUCUACUAUCUUGCAACAUGCCAGUGUAAUUGUUAUAUAAGUGCAAUUUGUUAAUGGCUAAAAAGACUGUAUGAGUUGUAUUUCUUUAUAACAAUUAAUAAUAAAUGUGAAGAAUAUAAUAACCCUUCUUGCUGUAAAUGUUUUGAAAAAUAAUGAGUUACAACAACAAAACACUUUUAUUUCUUCAUCAAGGUUUUAUGUUACACAAUGGAAAUGUAAAAGAAAUAAAGACAUUGGAACCAAACUUUGAAAAAAUAAAAUAUAAAAAGGG
Messenger RNA from Ictalurus furcatus (blue catfish), 2060 nucleotides. Its product is annotated as natterin-3. The record is from RefSeq and is a predicted model, not a curated record. Lineage: Eukaryota; Metazoa; Chordata; Actinopteri; Siluriformes; Ictaluridae. The coding region runs from base 557 to 1762 and encodes 401 amino acids. The transcript is spliced from 2 exons.